AUGGCAUUGCUGUUGCAUGGAGCAGUUAAUGGCUCUGGACAGGACGAUAGAGAAAGAUACACAGCAUCAUUCUUUGCACUACAUGACGGUCUUGACAAUGCACGUCUAUCUCGCAAAGUACUGUCUCUUGCAGCACUAUCACUGGUCCUCACCACCUCGGAGGAACAGCCGGAUAUACAACGUGAUGCUGCUGUUUCCCAUGCUCUACGCGGAUAUAAGACGGAGAAUGAUGCAGACCACCGAGUUCCUGGUAUGAGUGAUGGACGACCCGAGACUCAAUGGGCUGCAUCUCCUGCUGCAUCUCAUGAAUCAGUUACUUUUCAAUGCGAUGGGCUGCGAUGCAAGGUGCAUGCGUCUUUGAGUAGGUCAUCUCGCGGUAAUUCAUCGACUCCUCUGCCCAUCAGAUGUCCAGGCCUCUUGCUAACGGCUUCUCUAUCUCGGGCAACAAGCAAACGAAAGGGGUAUCUAUCUGCUUGUGAAGGCUGCUCAUUGUCGAGGAUUCAUCUCCUGAACAUCCUCUUGGACCAUGGUUGUGACUUUGACUGUGAAAAACUCCCACCUCAGCAACACGCCACCCAAGGGGCAUCCAAAUCUGAUCCGAUGCUCGAACAACGCUGGCUCUCGACUUCUCCCUCCCAUCGUCGACUGUCUGUCUGCUGUCUGUCUACUACUGCUGUCGACUUCAUCCUCCGCCCGCCCGGCAUCUCGAGUUUCAUCUUCGUCAGCUUAGAGUGGCGAGCCAAGCUUUUUUCCCUUGCCGAGCCGUAG
Molecule: messenger RNA, 768 nt
Organism: Trichophyton verrucosum HKI 0517
Lineage: Eukaryota; Fungi; Ascomycota; Eurotiomycetes; Onygenales; Arthrodermataceae
Exons: 2
Coding region: 1-768 (255 amino acids)
Source: RefSeq, a predicted model, not a curated record